This is a messenger RNA of Monoraphidium neglectum, 396 nucleotides long. RefSeq lists its product as hypothetical. Gene Ontology annotation, molecular function: RNA binding. The record is from RefSeq and is a predicted model, not a curated record. The transcript has a single exon. The coding region runs from base 1 to 396 and encodes 131 amino acids. NCBI's taxonomy places the organism in Eukaryota, Viridiplantae, Chlorophyta, Chlorophyceae, Sphaeropleales, Selenastraceae.
AUGGACAAGCCUCGCUCUGCGGUGGCGCCGCCCCCGGGGCGCCGCGGCGUAUUUGUCGGCAACCUGCCAGGCGCCGUGACCGAGCGCGCCCUGAUGGCGCUCUUUUCGCGCUGCGGGCCGAUCGACAGCUUGUGGAUCGCGCGGGACCCCAGGAACCAGGUCAGCCUCGGCUAUGGCUACGUCGUCUAUUCGGCUUCCGACCCGCUCGCCCACGUGCGUGCCGCGCGCAGCCUUGACGGUGCAAAGUUGGACAGGCAGGCGGUGCGCGUGCGGCCGUCGGACCGCGACUUCGGCAGCCGGGGACCGCAGGGCCCGGCCGCCGCCGCGGCCGCUGCUCAUGCGCGCGCUGCGCCGCUGGGGCCAGUGGCCGCGCGGCGGCAGCCCGUCAAUGCGUGA